This is a messenger RNA of Spinacia oleracea (spinach), 1799 nucleotides long. RefSeq names its product eukaryotic initiation factor 4A-9-like. The record is from RefSeq and is a predicted model, not a curated record. The transcript is spliced from 5 exons. Lineage: Eukaryota; Viridiplantae; Streptophyta; Magnoliopsida; Caryophyllales; Amaranthaceae. Bases 180 to 1421 code for a protein of 413 amino acids. Gene Ontology annotation, molecular function: nucleic acid binding; RNA helicase activity; ATP binding.
AAUAAGAAAACGAGCUUUUUUUUUUAAUUUUAAUAUAAAUAGGUGAGAUAUUACCCUAGAUACCCUCUAAUUGGUAAACAAUUGUCCUCGAAAUAUCGUAAAAAAGUCUCUAACCCUAGCUCAAAUCAACACACUCGCGUUUUCGAUAUUGUUACUUUCAAUCAUCAUCAAUUUCAAUCAUGGCAGGAGUUGCACCUGAAGGUUCCCAGUAUGAUGCUCGCCAGUAUGACAGCAAAAUGAGUGAAUUGCUUUCUGAGGAAGGAAGUGAUUUCUUCACUUCAUAUGACGAGGUUUAUGAAAGCUUCGAUAAAAUGGGUUUGGCAGAGAACCUUCUUAGAGGAAUCUAUGCUUAUGGUUUCGAGAAACCUUCUGCUAUUCAACAGAGGGGAAUAGUCCCAUUCUGCAAGGGUCUUGAUGUUAUUCAGCAAGCGCAGUCUGGUACAGGAAAGACAGCUACUUUCUGCUCUGGUAUCCUACAACAGCUGCAUUAUGAAUUGUUGGAAUGCCAAGCUCUUGUGCUUGCUCCAACCAGAGAGCUUGCUCAACAAAUUGAGAAAGUUAUGAGGGCCCUUGGAGAUUACUUGGGCGUUAAGGUUCAUGCUUGUGUUGGAGGAACAAGUGUGCGUGAGGAUCAAAGAAUCCUUGCUGCUGGUGUACAUGUUGUUGUUGGUACCCCUGGACGUGUCUUUGACAUGUUGCGCAGACAAUCCCUUGGCUCCAAUCAGAUUAAAAUGUUUGUUCUUGAUGAAGCUGAUGAGAUGCUUUCUAGAGGUUUCAAGGACCAGAUAUACGACAUAUUCCAGCAACUACCACCCAAGAUCCAAGUGGGAGUAUUUUCUGCAACAAUGCCCCCUGAGGCACUUGAGAUCACCAGGAAGUUCAUGAACAAACCUGUGAGGAUUCUCGUGAAGCGUGAUGAACUGACUCUUGAAGGUAUCAAGCAAUUCUAUGUUAAUGUUGACAAGGAAGACUGGAAGCUCGAUACACUUUGUGAUCUGUACGAAACUUUAACGGUUAACCAAAGUGUUAUAUUCGUAAACACGAGGAGGAAGGUCGACUGGUUGACUGACCAGAUGAGAAGCCGUGAUCACACCGUUUCAGCCACUCAUGGAGACAUGGACCAGAACACUAGGGACAUUAUUAUGAGGGAGUUCCGUUCUGGUUCAUCCCGUGUCCUCAUUACAACCGAUCUUCUUGCUCGUGGUAUUGAUGUUCAGCAAGUCUCCCUUGUGAUCAACUACGAUCUGCCAACUCAACCCGAGAACUAUCUCCACAGGAUUGGACGAAGUGGUCGAUUCGGAAGGAAGGGUGUUGGUAUCAACUUUGUUACCAGUGAUGAUGAUAAGAUGCUCUUUGAUAUUCAGAAGUUCUACAAUGUCACAGUGGAGGAGCUCCCUGCUAACGUUGCCGACCUUAUCUGAUGAUUUUGGUUUGUGUUUUCAGGGAACAAGUUGUUUUGUCUGUCAAAUUAGUAAAAAUUCCACUACUUUUGUAGGAGACAAGUUUAAAAUUGUACUUUUGUAUUUUAGGUUAACAAGAGUUUUACCUGUUACCAUUUUUGCUGUUCUCUUUCCUGAGAAACCACGCGUUGUCGGCAUUGUAGAUGGUUGAAAUCGUUGAUCGAUCCGAUUGUCAGUCUUGAGAAGUAAGUUUUAUUUAUUUAUUUAUUUUAAUAAAUUUUAAUAGGGGUUAGAAAGCGCUAUUAUAAGUAUCAGAUAUAACAGCGCUUAUUUUAUAAGCACUAUAAUAUGUUAUAUUUAAUAUCUUUAACUAUAAUAUGUUAUAUUUAAUAUCUUUAA